This is a messenger RNA of Meloidogyne enterolobii, 904 nucleotides long. The record is from the annotation of a GenBank genome assembly. NCBI's taxonomy places the organism in Eukaryota, Metazoa, Nematoda, Chromadorea, Rhabditida, Meloidogynidae.
AUGCAUGCUCUCCGCUUCGAAGGACGUGUGGUGCUUGUGACUGGCGCAGGUCGUGGACUUGGGAGAUCUUAUGCACUGGAAUUUGCCAAAAGAGGAGCUAAAGUUAUUGAUGUCGUUGUCAACAAUGCUGGAAUUCUAAGAGACACAAGUUUUGCUAAAAUGAGUGAACUGGAUUGGGAUUUGGUGAUUAAAGUUCAUUUAAAGGGUGCAUUUUCUGUCACUAAAGCAGCCUGGCCAUAUAUGCGUGAAAGAAAGUAUGGCCGUUUGGUAUUCAUUUCUUCGAAUUCUGGAAUAUAUGGGAGUUUUGGUCAAGCAAACUACGCUGCUGCUAAGAUGGCGCUAAUUGGAUUGUCAAAAACUCUGGCUCUCGAGGGUCAGAAAUAUAAUAUUAUCAGCAAUGCUUUGGUGCCUACAGCCGGUUCUCGGAUGACUGAGACAAUAAUGCCAGACGAUUUGGUUAAGGCAUUUAAACCCGAAUUUGUAACUCCUCUCUGUAUUUAUCUGGGACAUGAAAAUUGCUCUUCAACAGGACGAAUUUUUGAAGCUGGAGCAGGCUGGUAUGGAACAGGUAUAUUGAUUUUCGGAAAUAAAAAAUUAAUCUUUAAUAAAGUUGAGUCCUAUCGUUCUGCGGGCCUGGUUAUUUCAAAUGCUAUUGCUGAAGAUGGCAAGUCUAUUUUGUCCUUUAAUUGCUAAAUGAGUGUUUAUAGUUGCAAUCAAUUGGGAGAAGAUCUGUGAUAUGAAAGGUGCAAAACACUUUGAGAGCAGUAACGGUGGGUAUAAUUUAUUUAAAUAUUUGGCUUGAAAAUUGAAAUAGUGUAAUAGAUUUUCCCAGGGUUUAUUUUUUUCGCUAUUAACAAGCUUUGAAUUUGUUUUUUAUAGAUAUUAUAACCGAAUUGGUCAACGU